GCCAUGGGAAAAUCUAAGAAGAAAGAAGAGGCUGUCUUUCUGAGGAAGAAGAUCACACUUCUCAGGGCCUUUUCGCUUCUCAUCGGGAGCAUGGUGGGCAGUGGCAUAUUCAUUUCUCCCAAGGGGGUCCUGAAAAACUCCGGCAAUGUGGGCCUCUCCUUGAUUGUUUGGUUUGCCUGCGGAAUUCUCUCUAUGUUUGGUGCUUUGAGUUACGCAGAACUGGGCACGCGAAUUACCAAGUCCGGAGGCCAUUACAUUUAUAUCUUGGAAACUCUAGGUCCUCUGCCUGGAUUCCUGUUUCUAUGGGCGGAAUACUUUGCUAUAAGACCAGCCAACAGCGCCGUUGUCGCCUUAGCAUUUGGACGUUACAUAUUGGAACCAUUUUUUGCACCUUGUUCGGCUCCACUGCUGGCUGUGAAGCUUGUUGCUCUCCUGGGUUACUACGUUGUUCUCAUCUUAAAUUCUUGGAGUGUCAGCUGGAGUGCCCGGCUUCAGACCGUCUUAUCUAUCAUCAAGUUGGCAGCACUCGCUCUCAUUAUUGUCCCAGGCAUGAUGCUUUUAGCUCAAGGCUGUACAGGAAAUUUCCAGGAUGCCUUCAAUACCCAAGCGCUCGUUUUGGACAAACUACCUUUAGCCUUUUAUGCAGGGAUGUUCGCCUACUCUGGAUGGUUUCAAACUAGUUUUGUACGAGAAGAACUGGUGAAGCCAGAACGAAAUAUCCCUCUGGCAGUGAUUGUGUCUGUGAUCACAGUGAUCGUGGGGUAUAUGCUCACCAAUGUUUCCUAUUACACAGUACUGACAGCAACAGAUGUACUUGUCUCCCAGGCAGUGGCUGUGAGUUUUGCACGGAAAGCUUUCCAGAGCCUUAUCUCUGUAAUUCCAAUCUUGGUUUCCCUGUCUUGUUUUGGAACCAUGAAUGGGGGAAUUUUUACAUUUUCAAGGACAUUGUUUGUGGCUUCCAGGGAGGGGCAAUGGCCUACCCUCUUCUCUAUGAUCCACAUCCAACGCCAUACCCCACUGCCAGCUGUCUUGCUAAUGUUCCCUUUGGUCACAGCCAUGAUCUGUGUAGGAGAUCUUUACCACUUGUUGAACUUCUUCAGCUUUUCUCGGUGGCUCUUCAUAGGAUUAGCCACCCUUGGGCUUAUAGUUCAUCGCUGUCGCCAUCCUGAUAUAUUAAGCCCAUUCAAGGUUCCUCUUUUCAUUCCCAUUUCCUUUACUGUCAUCUGCCUUUUCACAGUGGGAAUGUCUUUCUACUCAGACCCGGUUAAUAUUAGCAUCGGAUGUGCCAUCGUUUUAAGUGGUCUUCCAGUUUAUUAUUUGCUCAUCAAACAAUCAAUGCCAAAUUGUUGCCGUAAAACUUUCUGUUUUCUUACACUGAAGCUCCAGAUCCUGUUGAAGGUAGUACAGCAGGAGAUCAGGACAUACUGACCAGUCCUUACUUUGAACUGUUGACUUUGGAGAGCCUUC
Ahaetulla prasina is the source of this 1467-nucleotide messenger RNA. Its product is annotated as cystine/glutamate transporter-like. The transcript has 12 exons. The coding region runs from base 4 to 1428 and encodes 474 amino acids. Gene Ontology annotation, molecular function: L-amino acid transmembrane transporter activity. Lineage: Eukaryota; Metazoa; Chordata; Lepidosauria; Squamata; Colubridae. The record is from RefSeq and is a predicted model, not a curated record. Gene Ontology annotation, cellular component: membrane. Gene Ontology annotation, biological process: amino acid transmembrane transport.